Terrapene triunguis (Three-toed box turtle) is the source of this 4104-nucleotide messenger RNA. RefSeq names its product ER degradation-enhancing alpha-mannosidase-like protein 3. Lineage: Eukaryota; Metazoa; Chordata; Testudines; Emydidae. Gene Ontology annotation, biological process: carbohydrate metabolic process; endoplasmic reticulum mannose trimming; mannose trimming involved in glycoprotein ERAD pathway. The record is from RefSeq and is a predicted model, not a curated record. Gene Ontology annotation, cellular component: membrane; endoplasmic reticulum. The coding region runs from base 55 to 2742 and encodes 895 amino acids. The transcript is spliced from 19 exons. Gene Ontology annotation, molecular function: mannosyl-oligosaccharide 1,2-alpha-mannosidase activity; calcium ion binding.
AGCGGCGAGGAUGGGGCUGAGCCGGGCCUAGCGGGGCGGCGGGCAGCUGCUGCCAUGAGCGGAGCUGCUAGCGGUGAGGGCGGGAGCGGGGACCCCACAGCCCGCUGGGGGAGAUGGAAGCUGCUGGCCCUGGGCCUUCUCUCCGCCUCCUCGGUGCUGGCAGCCGCCCCGGGCGCCGGAGCCAUGAGCAGGGAGGAAAAGCGCCGGCUCGGGAAUCAAGUGUUAGAAAUGUUUGAUCAUGCUUAUAGCAAUUACAUGGAACAUGCCUACCCAGCUGAUGAACUCAUGCCUUUAACUUGCCGUGGACGGGUUCGGGGUCGGGAACCAAGUCGUGGGGAUGUAGACGAUGCCUUGGGAAAGUUUUCACUGACAUUGAUUGAUACCUUGGACACUCUUGUGGUGUUAAAUAAAACCAAAGAGUUUGAAGAUGCUGUAAAAAAUGUGAUAAAAGAUGUUAAUUUAGAUAAUGACAUAGUUGUAUCAGUGUUUGAAACUAACAUAAGAGUCCUUGGAGGUCUUUUAGGUGGGCACUCUGUGGCAAUUAUGCUGAAAGAAAAAGGUGAAUACAUGCAGUGGUACAGUGGUGAACUUCUCCACAUGGCAAAACAACUGGGCUACAAACUUUUACCUGCUUUUAACACUACUAGUGGUCUCCCUUAUCCAAGAGUUAAUUUAAAAUUUGGUUUAAGAAGUCCAGAAGCUCGAACAGGAACAGAGACUGAUACCUGUACAGCUUGUGCAGGUACCUUGAUACUUGAGUUUGCUGCUCUAAGCCGAUUCACAGGAACAUCAAUAUUUGAGGAAUAUGCACGGAAGGCACUUGAUUUUCUUUGGGAAAAAAGACAACGCAACAGUAAUUUAGUGGGAGUUACCAUUAAUAUACAUACUGGAGACUGGGUCCGCAAAGAUAGUGGAGUUGGAGCAGGAAUAGACUCGUAUUAUGAAUAUUUAUUAAAAGCCUAUGUCUUGCUUGGAGAUGACCGUUUCCUGGAAAGAUUUAAUACACACUAUGAUGCCAUAAUGAGGUACAUUAGUCAACCACCUCUUCUGCUUGAUGUUCAUAUUCACAAACCAAUGCUAAAUGCUCGGACCUGGAUGGAUUCUUUGCUUGCGUUCUUCCCAGGCUUGCAGGUAUUGAAAGGUGACAUUAGACCUGCUAUUGAAACUCAUGAGAUGUUAUAUCAGGUGAUAAAAAAGCAUAACUUUCUUCCUGAGGCUUUCACAACCGACUUCAGGGUUCAUUGGGCUCAGCACCCUUUAAGACCAGAAUUUGCAGAAAGCACCUAUUUCUUGUAUAAAGCUACUGGGGACCCUUACUACCUAGAAGUAGGAAAAACGCUCAUUGAAAAUUUAAACAAAUAUGCUAGAGUACCUUGUGGAUUUGCUGCAAUGAAGGAUGUUCGUACUGGAAGCCAUGAGGACAGAAUGGAUUCUUUCUUCCUGGCUGAGAUGUUUAAAUACCUUUACCUGCUCUUUGCUGAUAAGGAAGACAUGGUUUUUGAUAUAGAAGAUUAUAUCUUCACUACAGAGGCUCAUCUACUGCCUCUUUGGCUCUCUACUACAAACCAAACAAUGUCUAAGAAAAAUACAAUAAUGUACCAGUAUGAAACUUUGAUCCUUACCAUCUUUGGCAGAGAAGAGAGUUUUGGGAGUGGACCAAAACCACCACUGAGAGCCAGGGAUUUCAUGGCCAGUAACCCUGAGCAUUUGGAGAUACUGAAGAAGAUGGGAGUCAGUUUGAUUCACCUCAAAGAUGGAAGAGUACAAUUAGUGCAGCAUGCAAUUCAAGCAGCAAGUUCACUUGAUGCUGAAGAUGGUUUGCGAUUCAUGCAGGAAAUGAUUGAACUGUCCAGUCAGCAACAAAAAGAGCAGCAGCUACCCCCACGUGCUGUUCAAAUUGUUUCCCACCCAUUCUUUGGCAGGGUAGUAUUGACAGCUGGGCCAGCACAAUUUGGAAUGGACCUAUCCAAACACAACGUAGGGACAAGAGGAUUUGUUGCAACCAGUAAACCUUACAAUGGAUGCUCGGAGAUCACUAAUCCUGAAGCAGUGAAGGAGAAAAUUGCUUUGAUGCAGAGAGGCCAGUGCAUGUUUGCUGAAAAGGCACGAAACAUCCAAAAAGCUGGAGCAAUAGGGGGCAUUGUUAUUGAUGACAAUGAGGGAAGCAGCAGCGACACUGCUCCUCUAUUCCAAAUGGCUGGUGAUGGAAAGAAUACAGAUGAUAUCAAAAUCCCCAUGCUCUUCCUGUUCAACAAAGAAGGAAAUAUUAUACUUGAUGCAAUCAGAGAAUAUGAGUCUGUAGAAGUGCUUCUCUCUGAUAAAGCAAAAGACAGAGAUCUGGAAAUGGAAAACAUGGACCAGAAGUCAUCUGAAAAUGAUUCACAUAAGCAGAGACCAGAAGAGACUUCAGCAUCUCAGGACCUCAGCUUGGCCAGUCAAGAGCCUGAGGGAGAAGAAAGUUCUGAUGUUACUCACCUUGAUUCAUUAUCUCCGGUUGAUGCAGACAGUGAUAGCAUUUCCAUUUCAAACCAGGAGUCCUGUAUCACAGAAAUCCAUGAGGCUAAUGUUCAAGAGACAGAAAGUACAGAAUUAGAUAACCAGCCUCAGGAACAAUCUCAGACUGAGACAGAUUCCAGCUCCAAUGUUAAUUGGGAUAAUAAAGUCCAGCCUAUGGAAUCCAUAUUAGCAGAUUGGAAUGAAGAUAUAGAAGCAUUUGAAAUGAUGGAAAAGGAUGAACUAUGACUUCUAAUAACUUAUUUGUGGAUAAACAAAAUGGUGAAUUUGUUGGGUAAAAGUAAGGCCCUAAUAUCUAAGAAUUAGAAAUUGUUCAGUAUUGUGAUGAGCAACCAGGUUUCGCCUGGAUAAUAUAAUAGAAACCCAGCACAUGUUAUAAUUUAUAUAGUUUUAAUUUUUCCUGUUUUGAAAUGGGAAUGUGCAAUUGAACUGUUUGUAUGGCUCUGUUGCAUGGUGCUGUAAUACAGGAGGUUUCAUUCAGGGAAUUAAUCAGAUUUCUGCAUUCCAGGCAUCCGGAGAGCAGAUUGCCUUGGCCUCUGGAAAGGUAGAAGUUGAAUGUAAUGGGAUUAAUGCACCACUUGUUGGCUGGUUAUGGCACUUGAAGGCAAUAGUCAGAGGCUAUUCUAGUUGAAGGUGCAGUUUCACUGAUAAAGGCCUUUAUGGAGAGAAAUAGGUGAAAUUGUGAGACAUUUCCAGCUGUAAUGUCUUUAAGACACAGCUAGAAACAGCUCAGUUUGUCCUGACAUUUAUAUCCUAAUAAGAUAUAGCAGUGUUGCUUAUCACUCCUUCCAUCUGUUGUUUUGAAGAAUGACCAAGAUGACUUGGAUUUUUCCUCUUCUGCUCUUAUUUCAACUAGAGAGGCUGUAUAAACCAAAGGUAACAUGCUCUACUAGGAAGCUCUUUUAGGAAAAUUAAGAAAGCUUUGCUAAUUAGAGGACUAGUACAUAAAGGUUCACAGUGAUUAUGAAGAUUGUUACUUGAAUUAAGGUAAAUUGGGCAAAACACAGUUUAAUACAAUUUUUCCUUUUUGGCCUUCCAUGCUUAAAGUUAUCAAGCUUAAAACUACCUUAAAACACACAACUUAGCAUUAUUAUUGUUCUCUGAAAAUAGAUAAUAGAUGAGAAUUUCAAUGACGAUUUCUGUUUUCUCUACAAGAAAUAUAUCUGUCUACACUUGGGCAAGAAGGCUAGUAUCAAUAGUGAAGCACAACUGUUUACCUUUAGCUGUUGGGUCCAUAAUUCAAAAUUUAGUGGUGUGAAGUCAAAGAAUAAUUGAUACGAUACUUCUGUUUUUUGUUGUUGUUUUUUAAAUACAGGUAAGCAUGGUUCCUAAUUGAUCAUGUUUUCGGACGCAUCCUCCAAUUAAACCACAAAUCUGAUUAAGCAAACAAGAAGCAGUUAGCUUAACUGUGUCCAAAUUAAAACUGCCAAAAUUCUAGUUUAAGUUGAUAUAUAGACACGGGUUUUAGUUAAUUAUGGCUCAAUUCAGUAUUUAAUCUGUUUUUUCCUUUUCAGAGAGAGACUUAACACUGCCUAUAUCAUGCACCAGACUAAAACUGAAAGUUUUUAUAUUUAUAUAUAAUCUUUAUAC